CUCCAAACCUGGAAGGCCUGGAUCACGCUGGACAAUUGGACCACCUAGCCCCCUGCCCCACCCCCAGGUGUUCAGACAGCCGAGCCAGUCUCCUGGGCCCUAGGCCCCUCCCACAAUGCCUUUCGCUGGUCUCCUCCUCUGGGCUUCCCUACUGACUGGGGCCUGGCCAGCUACCCCCACCCAGGACCACCUCCUGGCUACGCCCCGUGUUCGGCUCUCUUUCAAAGAGCUCAAGGCCACAGGCACUGCCCACUUCUUCAACUUCCUGCUCAACACAACUGACUACCGAAUCCUGCUCAAGGACGAGGACCACGACCGCAUGUACGUGGGCAGCAAGGACUACGUGCUGUCCCUGGACCUGCAUGACAUCAACCGCGAGCCCCUCAUUAUCCACUGGGCAGCCUCCCCACAGCGCAUUGAAGAGUGCGUGCUCUCAGGGAAGGAUGGCAAUGGCGAAUGCGGGAACUUCGUCAGACUCAUCCAGCCCUGGAACCGGACACACUUGUACGUGUGUGGGACCGGCGCGUACAACCCCGUGUGCACCUAUGUGAACCGCGGCCGCCGAGCCCAGGCCACACCCUGGACCCAGACGCAGGUGGUCAGAGGCCGAGGCAGCAGAGCCACGGAUGGCGCCCUCCGCCCGACGCCCACAGUCCCACGCCAGGACUACAUCUUCUACCUGGAGCCCGAGAGACUGGAGUCAGGGAAGGGCAAGUGUCCGUAUGACCCCAAGCUGGACACAGCCUCGGCCCUCAUCAAUGAGGAGCUCUACGCUGGAGUGUACAUCGACUUCAUGGGCACCGACGCGGCCAUCUUCCGGACGCUGGGGAAGCAGACAGCCAUGCGCACUGACCAGUACAACUCCCGGUGGCUCAAUGACCCUUCCUUCAUCCACGCGGAGCUCAUCCCUGACAGCGCCGAGCGCAAUGACGACAAGCUCUACUUCUUCUUCCGGGAGCGGUCCGCGGACGCGCAGCAGAGCCCGGCGGUGUACGCCCGCAUCGGGCGCAUCUGCCUGAACGACGACGGCGGCCACUGCUGCCUGGUCAACAAGUGGAGCACAUUCUUGAAGGCAAGGCUGGUCUGCUCGGUGCCUGGCGAGGAUGGCAUUGAGACCCACUUCGAUGAACUCCAGGACGUGUUUGUCCAGCAGACCCAGGACGUGAGGAACCCAGUCAUUUAUGCUGUCUUUACCUCCUCGGGCUCGGUGUUCCGAGGCUCCGCCGUGUGCGUCUACUCCAUGGCCGACAUUCGCAUGGUCUUCAACGGGCCCUUUGCCCACAAGGAGGGCCCCAACUACCAGUGGAUGCCCUUCUCAGGGAAGAUGCCCUACCCGAGGCCGGGCACGUGCCCCGGCGGGACCUUCACACCGUCCAUGAAGUCCACCAAGGACUAUCCUGACGAAGUGAUCAACUUCAUGCGCAGCCACCCGCUCAUGUACCAGGCCGUGUACCCGCUGCAGCGACGGCCCCUCGUGGUCCGCACGGGCGCGCCCUACCGUCUCACCACCGUCGCUGUGGACCAGGUGGAUGCAGCCGACGGGCGCUAUGAGGUGCUUUUCCUGGGCACAGACCGCGGGACAGUGCAGAAGGUCAUUGUGCUGCCCAAGGAUGACCAGGAGAUGGAGGAGCUCAUGCUGGAGGAGGUGGAGGUCUUCAAGGACCCAGCACCUGUUAAGACCAUGACCAUAUCUUCCAAGAGGCAACAACUGUACGUGGCCUCGGCAGUAGGCGUCACGCACCUCAGUCUGCACCGCUGCCAGGCCUACGGGGCUGCCUGUGCCGACUGCUGCCUCGCCCGGGAUCCCUACUGCGCCUGGGACGGCCAGGCCUGCUCCCGCUACACCGCAUCCUCUAAGAGGCGGAGCCGCCGGCAGGACGUCCGGCACGGGAACCCCAUCAGGCAGUGCCGUGGGUUCAACUCCAACGCCAACAAGAACGCUGUGGAGUCUGUGCAGUACGGCGUGGCCGGCAGUGCAGCCUUCCUUGAGUGCCAGCCCCGCUCGCCCCAGGCCACUGUCAAAUGGUUGUUCCAGCGAGAUCCCAGUGACCGGCGCCGCGAGAUUCGUGCAGAGGACCGCUUCCUGCGUACAGAGCAGGGCUUGCUGCUCCGUGCCCUGCAGCUCGGGGAUCGAGGCCUCUACUCCUGCACAGCCACGGAGAACAACUUCAAGCACGUCGUCACGCGAGUGCAGCUACACGUACUGGGCCGGGAUGCUGUCCACGCUGCCCUCUUCCCGCCGCCGGCUGUGAGCGCCCCUCCAUCUCCCGGCGCAGGCCCCCCCACGCCCCCCUACCAGGAGCUGGCCCAGCUGCUGGCCCAACCAGAAGUGGGCCUCAUCCACCAGUACUGCCAGGGUUACUGGCGCCAUGUGCCGCCCAGUCCCAGGGAGGCACCGGGGGCACCCAGGCCUCCUGAACCCCAGGACCAGAAAAAGCCCCGGAACCGCCGCCACCACCCACCAGACACAUGAGGCCAGCUGUCAGCCCUGCAGUGGGCCAGCCUAGCCCUUGUCCCUUUUAAUAUAAAAGAUAUAUAUAUAUAUAUAUAAAUAUAAAAAUAUCUAUAUUCUAUACACACCCUGCCCCUGCAAAGACAGUAUUUAUUGGUGGGUUGUAUAUAGCCUGCCUCGGCGGCAGCAUCUUCCAAAACUCAGACCCACGCUGGUCAGAGAUGGCAGGAAACAGCCAGCCUAAGCCGGCCCAGUCCGUCGGCAGCGCCAGGCCAGGACCACCAGUCUUCAGACUCCGCUGGGAGUUCGCCUGCCGGACGACAGCCACCUCCAGAUCUCCGGGACCCAGGGAGCAGUCAAGCUCUACCUGGACAGGGCACGCCCCGUGCACCUUGGCCAGCGUGUGCCGUCAGCUUGUGCCGUCGGCGUGGGCCUGACGCGAGGACUGCUUUGGAGACUGAGGGUGGUGGGCGGGCGGGGCUCAGAAGGGAAGAAGGGGCGCGACAGGAUGCCAGCCCCUGCCUAGGAGGGGGGCGCCCAGUCACGGGCAGCCCCUCCCCAGGUAUUUAUUCUCUAUUUAUUGGGCACGGGAGAAGAGGGGAGCCCUGCCAGGGGCAGCACCUCUAGCCCGCCUCCCCUCCUGCUGCCGGGCAGGGCUGCCUCACUCUACCUCCUCUUCUUUUGUUCUGUGUCACUUGGACUGGGGGGCUGGGGGAAUAAUAGGGGUCACGUGCAGGCAGGGCUGAGGGGAGAGUGGCCGUGGUGGAGCGGCUCCCCAGGGCUCCUUUCUGCCCACCACUUCUGAUGGGUGUAAAUAGCUCUGGGUUGGGCACGAGAAGGUGGGACGGGGCCCCUGCUGGCCUUCCACUCCCCAGGCCACAGCGCCCUUGGUUCCAUCUUGCUAAUAAACACUGGCU
Condylura cristata (star-nosed mole) is the source of this 3369-nucleotide messenger RNA. RefSeq names its product sema domain, immunoglobulin domain (Ig), short basic domain, secreted, (semaphorin) 3F (gene SEMA3F). The transcript has 19 exons. Gene Ontology annotation, molecular function: semaphorin receptor binding; chemorepellent activity. The record is from RefSeq and is a predicted model, not a curated record. Gene Ontology annotation, biological process: semaphorin-plexin signaling pathway; axon guidance; negative chemotaxis. The coding region runs from base 116 to 2473 and encodes 785 amino acids. Lineage: Eukaryota; Metazoa; Chordata; Mammalia; Eulipotyphla; Talpidae.